Messenger RNA from Pyricularia oryzae 70-15, 1543 nucleotides. RefSeq lists its product as uncharacterized. NCBI's taxonomy places the organism in Eukaryota, Fungi, Ascomycota, Sordariomycetes, Magnaporthales, Pyriculariaceae. The coding region runs from base 171 to 1283 and encodes 370 amino acids. The record is from RefSeq and is a predicted model, not a curated record. The transcript has 2 exons.
AGAUCCGCUCUCUGAAAAAAAGGAAAAAGAGAAAACAAAAAACUUCUCUCUCCACCCGUGUGGGGAUUUCUUUACUAAUGCUCUUAUUAUCUCUUUUUCAUCCAUGACUUCUCUGCCCUUUGCAAAGAAAACUUAGUGUCACCGUGCUCUUAUCCGUAAUACUUUUUACCAUGCAUUUCAGUCGUGCGCUAUUAUGGACGACAUAUCUUUUUCACUCCAGGGUUCCGGGAACCGCAUCAAUGGUUUUCCCCGGCCAAAAGCCAACCUCGAUCAGCCCGACUCCGACCAUCUUUGCCUUGGAGCCACGAGCAGAUUCCAAGCCGACACCGUUCGUCGAUGCUGAUGGUCGUGUCAAAAACAACAUAGUUAUAUCUAAUUCGAACGGGCAGCUCGUCGAACAGACGGUUUGCGGCUAUACAGCGGGACAUUCUGGAAGUCCCCGCUAUGCCCCGGCUGGGUUUGACUGUCGUGUCGACCGCCAAAACUCACUUUUCGGUAUUUGUGAGACUGAGAUCGCGGCUGCGACACAAUGCGGGUUUGUAAUAGCCUGUGUAGAUUCAUUCAGGUGCACAAGUGGCUGUGGCAAUCUGGAUCCCAAGUUCCAGAAUUCUGGCUCCGCCUACAAGACGGCAACCUGUUCUCGAGACACUAAUGUCCCCUAUUGCUGGGACGUUGUGCUCGAUGUCGCACCACAAUCACAAUAUACGUGGCACGCCUGCGGUCCCUUUUCCAGCUCUACACACACAUACCUGCUCACCCCAACCCCGCUCAGCUUGCCAUCAUAUUGGAUCAGCGCGCAAUCUGAUUCAAGCACAGCCUCAAGUUCUACACUGGCGACUUCUAAUCCUGCAUCGGGAAGCAAGUCUGCAAAUGGCAGUAGCGAUAGCACCGGUGUGAGCAGUGGACAAGAUGCCCCAGGUACUGGUAGUGGACAGAGCGAUGCAAACAACGCUCCCCCAAUCGGUGUCAUAGUCGGCGCCUCGCUCGCCGGCCUGCUGGUGCUUUGCUGCACAGUUCUGGUGGCUUUGUGGAUUCUAAAGAGACGCGAUAGCAGCAACACCAGCACAGACAUGUCGGUCUCAAACUGGCACCAGCAACAGCAAAUGUCGCCGGCCUCGAAUACAUGGCCUUACAUGGAGGCCAAGUUUGAUAGCUCGGCGCGGGCGGUGGAAGUUGGACCUGGACAGCACAUGGCUUCUACUAAUGAGUUGCCAGUAUUAAGAAACUACGUGGAGAUGGAGGCACCAGGGCAGAAUAUUUACCGUGCACAAAACACCAUUUGACGACGAACUGGCCAGUACGGGUCUUGAUGGUCACUCUGUAAUCAAAAUUUCAAAAUUGAAACCUUGACAGAAUGCUCACUGUCGGCACCUUGCCUUGGGAAGUGCCGUACAAUUAAUUCAUCAGUCCCAAUCCUAGUUUGGUGCAAAAAAGAAAAAAAAGAAAGAAAAAAAAAAGCAUAAGAUAUGACAGCCUGCGCCGACUCGAUUCGUUUUUUUGGUUACAUCCCCGUAAGGUCGCUGUGUAGGAUUAGCAAUUGCGA